Molecule: messenger RNA, 804 nt
Organism: Suillus paluster
Lineage: Eukaryota; Fungi; Basidiomycota; Agaricomycetes; Boletales; Suillaceae
Exons: 3
Coding region: 34-636 (200 amino acids)
Source: RefSeq, a predicted model, not a curated record
CAUACACACCUACCGUCGCGCAUCUUUCGCACUAUGCAGUCAACGACAACGCCGGUCAAUCCUGCCCCACAUAAAUCAUACAAUUUCAGCCUGGAGGAUAUGAAAAACACGAAAAUAUUCAAUAACCAACCAGCUUCUCCUCUGUACUCUGUGGUCACCGACAUAAAGUCGGACAAGCGCACUGACAUCUUUGAUGCUCGUGCAAACCGCCUGUUGGCUCGAAUCGACAGGAGGGAUAUCCUGCCAGACACCAUCACAUUUCCCGACAGAAAUGGUGGCUCUUCAAUAUCCCUUAGUAAAUGGUUACAUAAAAGCAAGCUUGAGAAUGGACAUCAUAUCCACUCCAUUGAGACUGCACAUGGAACUUACGUUUGGAAGUCAGACGCCGCUUAUCGACUGGCUUUGUAUCGGAAGGGUGACAUGUCCAAACCUGUGGCACACCUCCAAGAGGGAUCACGAACCCAAAACUUUGCGGUAAUCAUGCAAGGAGAAGCGGAGCUCAUUCGCGACGACGUCAUCGUGUCCUUCUUGCUUCUUGAACAACGCCUAAGAGUGUCUGAAAAGAAUAUGGACGUUGGAGGGGGCAAGUUUGAGCAAAAUCAAAUAGUGUUGGGACAUCACGUUAAUACGCCGUGAUUCCCUGAACGUGGAUCUACGUCACGGUUGGAGCGCUUAGGUCUGGGAAGCCAUGGAUUUUCUUAGGGUAACGUGAACUCGUCUGCAGCUGAAGGAUGAUACCAUUCUUUGUAAUUGUAUAUGGGCGCGCACGCGUAAACUUGAAGCCAGAACUUGAUCCAUAUUUUU